Chlorella variabilis is the source of this 5001-nucleotide messenger RNA. RefSeq lists its product as hypothetical. The transcript is spliced from 17 exons. Gene Ontology annotation, biological process: intracellular protein transport; retrograde transport, endosome to Golgi. Gene Ontology annotation, cellular component: Ric1-Rgp1 guanyl-nucleotide exchange factor complex; cytosol; Golgi membrane. Gene Ontology annotation, molecular function: protein binding. The record is from RefSeq and is a predicted model, not a curated record. NCBI's taxonomy places the organism in Eukaryota, Viridiplantae, Chlorophyta, Trebouxiophyceae, Chlorellales, Chlorellaceae. Bases 1 to 5001 code for a protein of 1666 amino acids.
AUGUAUUUUACCUACGGCUUUCCCCGCGCCCUCAACACGGGGGUGACUGGGGCGGAUGAGGAGGCCAUCUACUGCAGCAACACCAGCCCGGAGUUUGUGAUUGUCGUAUUCUCCUCCACUGUCCAAGUCUGGAGCGGCUCCCAGCACCGGGUGAAGCUGGGGGAGACGCACCGCAGCCAGGAGCAGGUGGAGGAGGAGGGCCCCAACGUGCGAGCCCACUGGUGCCCUCAGAAGCGCGUGCUGGCGGUGGCGACCUCGCACAACCGGCUGCAGCUGUACGCCCUCAACGUGUCCAGCGAGGCCCUGUGGCGCCUGCCCGACAGCCAGGAGGUCCGGCGGGUGAACGUCUACCUGUCCCACUCCAUACACCUCGACUAUGGCGCGGUGCGGGUCGCCGACGUGGGCGGCGAUGCCAAGUCGCUGCUGGUCGCGCUUUCCAAUGGCACCAUGCAGGUCUUCAGCUGGCAGGGCAAGCUGCGCGGCCAGGCCAACCCCUUCAUCGCUGCCUACGAGGGCAGCCGCAGCCGGCGCCAGCAGGCCCGCACCGCCUCCAUCAACCUGGACCGCACCAGCGGCACCCUGGGCGUGCGCCCCUCGCCCUUCAGCAGCUCCGGCGCUGAUCUGGCAGGCAGCGGCGGCAGCAACGGCUCUCUGGCGUCGUCGGCGCCGCCCCCCGCGCCCCCCAGCCGCACCUCCUCGGGCAACGAGGUGGGCAGCUUUGGCCUGGGCGGCUCGUCGCGGCUGCUGGAUGCCAUGGACUCGCUGCCGCUGCCCACGCCAGCUCAGCCCGCUGACGUGGCGGUGGCGUGCAUACACUACGCCCCCGCCGCCCGCAUGCUGGCCGUCGUGCUGCGGGACGGGCGCUGCGCGCUGUGCCGCACAGCAGACUCAGGCAUCCACCCGCCGGAGCAGCUGCAGCUCUUCCGGUGGGUGUUCAAGCCUGUCGGCGCAGACUCGCCGGCGGCGGUGGCGGCGGCCCUCAACCCCACGGCCCAGCUGCUGGCUCUGGGCAUGUCGCACGGGCGCGUGGCCAUCUACACGCUGCAGUCCCUGCUCAGCGUGCGCGGCGCGCGCAGCAGCGGCAGCCGGCACAGCAUCGGCGGCGCCGCCGACGCCCACGGCCACGGCCACGCCGCCGGCGCGGGCUCCGGCCAGCCCGAGCCCACCCGCGUGCUGUCGCUGGCCGACUGGGGCUACCGCUCGGCGGUGGUGGGCCCCGCCUCGGUCCUGCGCUGGUCCCCCGAUGGCAGGGUGCUGGCUGUGGGGUAUGCGGAGCGGGGCCUGGCGGUGUGGACGCCCUCCGGCUGCCGCCUCACGUGCUCCCUGCGCCAGGCGGUGGCCACAGGCAACGCGCCGGGGGCGCCCAGCAGCGCGGGGCUGGCGGCAGCCGGCAUGCAGCAGUCCACAACCAGCCUGCCGCCGGCGGGGCACGCGCCAGACGCGGCGGCCGCGGCGGCGGCGGGCCCACAUGCCUCGCCGGCACGCAAGCCUGCCGAGCAGCGCGGCGGCAGCGGCGGCGGCGAGGCGCCGCCGGCAGGCAGCCCGCGCAAGUCGGCCGUUGCGGCGGGCGCCAGCGGCGGCCUGUGGUCCCAACACAGCGGCCUCAACCCCGGGCAGGCGCCCGAGGCGGGAGUGCUGGAGGGCGGCGUGUCUGCCCUCACCUGGAGCGUGCACGGCUACCAGCUGCUUGUCGCAGAGGUGGGGCAGGCCCGCAGCCUGCACCAGCUCGAGUUUGCUCGCUACAUGCACGGCUCGCACCGCGUGGUGCAGCAGGCCGCGGGCGGCGGCGGCGCGGGCAGCGGCCUUGAUGAGGUGCAGGCGUUGCAGGCCGCCGACCGCGUGCUGCUCAUCAGCGAGGCCCGCCAGAUUGUGAACCCGGCGCUGCGCGUGCCCGGCGGCGCCGCAGAGGCGGCAGAGGGCGAGGGCGUCGGGGUGCGGCCCGACCUGUCGGUGCAGCACGUGAAGCUGCCCCAGCAGUACAUCGAGGCCGCCUACCCGGUGCUCCACGCCUCCAUCAGCCAGAGCUGCGGCGAGGUGGCGGUGGCGGGCACCCGCGGCCUGGCCCUCUACUCGCGCCGCGCCCGCCGCUGGCGCCUGUUUGGAGACGCCACCCAGGAAAAGAACCUGCGGGUUCAAGGCCUGAUGUGGCUGCCGGGCGGCAUCAUCGCGGCCUGCGCAUACGUUCCUGUGGCCAUGGACAGCGCUGGCUGGCACAUGGUACUGGCCUUUGCGCCGCUGGAGGUCCGCCUGUUCAGGGUGACUGUGGAGGGGCCGCUGGGGCCCUCGGGGCGCCCCAUCGCCCGCCUGGCGGCGCUGCGGGAGCUGUCCAUCAUGGGCCUCGGCAACCCGCUGCAGGCGAGGGCUGGCUGCGCCGGUGGCUCGCCCACUGCCUGCCUGCUGCCCGCCUGCCCGCCUGCCAAGCAUGUGGAGAUAGCGCUGAUCGACCCCUUAACAGGGUCCCACCCCGGCUCCUCUGGGAGCGCCAGCGCCUCGCAGCUGGAUGAGGGCGCGGAGCAGGAGCCGCCUGCGGGCCGGCAGGAGCAGCAGGCGCAGCAGGCGCAGCAGGAAGCAGCGGAUGGCGCCGCCGCCGCCGCCGCCGACGGCUCAGCCUGGCCGCAGCUGAAAGUGGCCACGCGGGCUCGGCCCGAGGCUGGCGGGGGCGGCGGCGACGCGCCGCUGCAGUGCGUGCUGCUGCGGGCGGGUGGCAUCAUGAGCAAGCUCGACCUGCAGGAGGGCUCGGAGGUGCUGCUGUCUGACGCCAUUGAGCGCUUCUGGCUGCCCAUCUCCGCGGCAGCAGCCUUAGCAGGCGGCCCCCCGGGCCUCACUUCCAGCCUGGUCAGCCGCGUCAGCAGCAGCGGCUUUGUGGCGUCGGCCGCGGGCGCCAGGCCCGCGGCCGGCUCCGCCGCCGCCACGCCGCCGCUCAGCUCCAGCAGCAGCGCGGCGGCGCUGGCGCGGGCGGGCUCCGAGGGCGAGCUGGCGGCUGCCUCGGUGGCUGCCGCCUCCUAUGCCUCCUACGCCCGCCUGGAGCAGCAGCAGGCGGCUGCGCUGGUGCAGCAGGCACAGCUGGAGGGAGUGUUCCAGCUGGAGGCCCGGCAGCCACCCCGGGUGGAGAUGCCCUGGUGGACGUACGGCGCCCGCGGCAUGCAGCUCUGGUUCCCGUCCUCCCUGUCCGAGCCCCUCACCCCCUCCCUGCGCUCGCUGUCCCUCACCAGCCCCACGGCCACCGGCCUGGCUGCUGCUGCUGCGGCGGCGGCCACCAACUCAACGGACCCUGAGCUGGAGUUUGACAGGGAGGUGUACCCCAUCGGGGUGUCGCUGGCAGAGGUGUCCAUCAUCGGCGUGGUGCAGCGCACGGUGCGCAGCCAGCUGUUCCCUCCAGAAGCCGCCCAGUCCCUGCUCUUCCAGCCGCUGCCCGAGAGCCAGCCCGUGCUGCCCUGCCUGCUGCGCCGCCUGCUGCAAAAGGGGCGCAGUGAGGAUGCUCUGGAGCUGGCCAGGUGGCACUCCGGCGGCCCCCACUUCAAUCGCUCUCUCGAGUGGCUGCUGUUCACGGCGCUGGAGUUUGAUGCGGAGCAGCGGCACGCCGCUGCACCUGUGAUGAGCUCCCCACACGGCGGCGGCCGCCCCGCGCGCCAGCGCUUUAACUCCUCCUAUGCCGUCACCGUCGGCAGCCUGCAGCCUGCAGAGCAGGCAUCCAGGGCGGCGGCGGCGGCGGCGGCGGGCAGCCCGCCCGCGGGCCGCUCCGGCCUCGUCUCGCCGCGCAGCGUGGGCGUGCUGUCGGCGGCGGCGCUGGCGCAGCGGCGAGCGGGGCCGCUGCUGGUGGCCGCCGCGCGCCUCAUCUCGCAGUUCCCGCAGUUCCCGGAAAUCGUGGUGAGCGUGGCGCGCAAGACCGACGCCGCGCUGUGGCCCUCGCUGUUUGCCGCCGUCGGCUCCCCGGCCCGCCUCUGCCAGGGCCUGAUGCAGACCGAGAAGCUGCAGAGCGCCGCCUGCUGCCUGGUGAUUGUGGAGCAGAUUGAGGGCAGCGCCCAGGCGCAGCACCAGGCGCUGCAGCUGAUCCAGGCUGCCCUGGAUGUGGGGCAGUACGGCCUGGCUGCCGACCUGCUGCGCUUUCUGGUACCGCCCGGCGAGGCGGAGGCCGUGCUGGAUGCGGUACCGGCGCCGGCGCCAGCGGCCGACAAGGAGGCAGCCGCCCAGACGGUACUGCUGGGCCCGGUGCCGGAAGGGGAGCAGGAGGCAGAGGGCGGCACGCCGCGUGCGCAGCAAGCACAGCAGCAGCAGCAGGAGCAGCAGCAGGAGCAGCAGGAGGGCGGCGGGUCGUGGUUUUGGGGCCUGUUUGGAGGCGGCGGGGAGGCUGGCGCCGCACCCGCCGCAGCACCUGCCGCCGGCGCUGCGCCGCCGGCCGGUGGCCAGCUGCGGCCGCAGCCGGGGCGACAUGCGGCGGCGGCCGAGGAUGAGGAGGAGGAAGAGGAGGACGGAGCUGCGGCGACAGAGGCGUGGCGUCUGACGGCGCACCACGCCUGGCGCCUGCUGGACUCUGGAGCCCUCAGGCACGUGCAGCCGGACGUCACGCUGCUGUCCCGCUCGCUGGCGGAGCUCCACGGCGGGCUGCCCGCGCUGCUGACCGCCACCGCGGGCGAGGUGCCCGCGGCGCGCGCCCACCUCGCGCCCUCUGCCGCCGCCAUCGCCUCGGCGCUGUUUGUGGCGGCCAACGAGUUUGCCUCUGCAGACCAAGAGGCGGACGCGGCGCUGGCGGCCGAGCAGCUGCUGGAAGUGUGCUCCGAGGCGGGCUGCGUCAACCUGGCCGCCGCGCUGGCGCUGCUGCUGGGAGACCAGCGGGCACUGCAGCAGUUUAUGGAGCGGCAGCCGGCGGUGUGGGCCGACCUGCACACCCUCAUCGCCAACGACGUCCACCUGUGCGGCUACGCCCCCGUCCUCUCCCCCCUGCCCUCUCCCAUGAUGGCGCCCGCCCCGCAGCACGGCGCGGCGCAGCUGAUGGCAGCAUGA